Messenger RNA from Callorhinchus milii (elephant shark), 498 nucleotides. RefSeq names its product group 3 secretory phospholipase A2-like. Gene Ontology annotation, molecular function: A2-type glycerophospholipase activity. Lineage: Eukaryota; Metazoa; Chordata; Chondrichthyes; Chimaeriformes; Callorhinchidae. The transcript has 3 exons. The coding region runs from base 1 to 498 and encodes 165 amino acids. Gene Ontology annotation, biological process: arachidonate secretion; phospholipid metabolic process. The record is from RefSeq and is a predicted model, not a curated record.
AUGUCCAACUAUGGCCACCGGAAUUUCAGAUGGCACACUCUGAGCCACUGUGACUGCGACAAUCGAUUAAAACAAUGCUUAAGAGAUGUGAAUAAUACAGCCUCCAGAGUGGUUGGACAAGCCUUCUUCAACGUGUUGGGGGUGCCAUGCUUUGACUUUGUCUAUGAAGAACAGUGUGUGGAGAGGUACUGGUACGGAUGGUGCAGGAAGUACGAUCGGGUGCCCAUCGCUGUCCCCAGAGAUUCUGUUCUCUAUGACUACGGGGGAGACUUGAUUGAUGACCUAAUUCUGAGGCCAGAGCCUGGUUCGGAGGAGCCCAUGACCUUGCCCCCGGCCAGCAUUCCCCCGGCAUUUACAGCGGCUCCAGGAUCUGCCAAGGCAGAGCAGUCGACUCUGGGUCAGAUGCUGAAUGUGGCGGAGGAUGUCCUCAAAGUCAUGGCCACCCGUCACCCAGAGCUCGGCCCAUUGCAACGAUCCCGGGCCGGCGGCGGGGACUGA